GUUAUGAUCAGAAAAGGACACAUCUUACAGCCAUAUGGGACUGAUUGACUGAAGAGUGACUGACAAUAUGUCCAGCAUGGGAUUUUUAACGCGUCUGUGUUUGGUUUUUGUCGGCUACAUUUGUAGCUACAAAGCCAUACCUCUACACCCCAGCCAGGAGCCCCUGAACGACAGACCUGUGAUUGGUGUUUUGACUCAAUUAGUUUCUGAUGACGUCAUGAAGCCGUUUGGGAGGACGUACAUACCCGACUCCUACGUGAACUACAUAGAGUCUGGGGGGAGCAGGGUGAUGCCGAUCAGGCUGACGCUUUCUACUGCUGAGUAUGAAAACAUCUUUAGGAAGAUAAAUGGCCUGUUUUUUAUUGGUGGAGCUGCAAAUUUGGUGACUUCAGACUACGCCAGGGUGGCAAAGAUCUUUUACAGACUUGCACUGGAGGCCAAUGAUGCUGGAGAUUUCUUCCCCAUCUGGGGCACGUGUAUGGGCAUGCAGCUCCUCACUGUGCUGGUUGCAGGUGAAAACCUACUUUCAUACACCCCAGCUGAGAACAUCGCCCUGCCUCUCAACUUUACAGCCGAGACCCUCUCCAGCAAAAUGUUUCAAGGCUUUCCUAAAGAACUCCUACAGGCUUUGGUAGAAGAACCUCUGACAGGAAAUUUUCACAAAUAUGGACUCACAGUAAAGACUUUUGAGGAAAGCGAGAAGCUGAGCAGUUUCUUCACUCUGCUGUCCACGAAUGUUGCUGAAAAUGGAGCUCGCUUUGUCUCCACCAUGGAAGGUAAAAAGUAUCCCUUCUAUGGAGUGCAGUGGCACCCAGAGGGGAAUCGUUUCCAGUGGGACAUGGGGCUCAACUUUCCUCACUCCGCUCACGCCGUUCAGUUGUCGUCGCUGCUGGCUGAGUUUUUUGUCAAUGAAGGUAUCACUUCUGAUUGGAUACACUCAGCAUAA
Messenger RNA from Nematolebias whitei (Rio pearlfish), 946 nucleotides. It is a transcript of the gene gghl, whose product is annotated as gamma-glutamyl hydrolase. NCBI's taxonomy places the organism in Eukaryota, Metazoa, Chordata, Actinopteri, Cyprinodontiformes, Rivulidae. Gene Ontology annotation, biological process: tetrahydrofolylpolyglutamate metabolic process. The coding region runs from base 68 to 946 and encodes 292 amino acids. Gene Ontology annotation, cellular component: vacuole. The transcript has 8 exons. Gene Ontology annotation, molecular function: gamma-glutamyl-peptidase activity. The record is from RefSeq and is a predicted model, not a curated record.